AUGCACAGAGGCAUCAGACCAGGCAACUUGGCAAUAGUCUCCUGGAAUCCUCCACAAUGCCGGGUGAUCAAUUUUGGAAGUGCCCAAAUGGGUAUCAAUUCCAACGAUGUCAAUGUUGGGACAACACCAUACUGUGCACCAGAGAUGUGGAGGCUUUCGAGAAGUGGUAAGAACUCGGGCCUAGGAUACAACGAGAAGGUUGACAUGUUCGCUGUCGGAGUGAGUGCAUACCAGAUCUUCUGUAAGCAACCGCUAUGGUGGGGCCACGAAGCCGAUGAAUACGUCUUGGACGUAAUGAAAGCAGAUUUGAAGUCUCAGGGGGGCGCUCCACUCGACGUCCAAAACCUUAUCAGAAGCCUGCUUGCGGAUGAUGCUGAGCUACGGCCUUGUGCGAAAGAUGCGAGAAAGUCUCUUGAUAAUUGGCACGGGCCAGAAAAUCAAGGGUAG
Molecule: messenger RNA, 447 nt
Organism: Letharia columbiana
Lineage: Eukaryota; Fungi; Ascomycota; Lecanoromycetes; Lecanorales; Parmeliaceae
Exons: 1
Coding region: 1-447 (148 amino acids)
Biological process (GO): protein phosphorylation; mitotic DNA damage checkpoint signaling
Cellular component (GO): nucleus; cytoplasm
Molecular function (GO): ATP binding; protein serine/threonine kinase activity
Source: RefSeq, a predicted model, not a curated record